Molecule: messenger RNA, 2253 nt
Organism: Colletotrichum fioriniae
Lineage: Eukaryota; Fungi; Ascomycota; Sordariomycetes; Glomerellales; Glomerellaceae
Biological process (GO): transcription by RNA polymerase III
Cellular component (GO): transcription factor TFIIIC complex
Molecular function (GO): protein binding
Source: RefSeq, a predicted model, not a curated record
AUGGUGCGAACACGGCCCCGCAACAAGACCAAACGCGUCGCCAUCAUAGACUACGGCUCAGACGGCGAACCGCCAGAAGAGGCCCACGAUGACCCAGAAGACGAAAAUUUCGAGGCGCCGCCGCCAGACCCGGAAGACGAUGAUGAGGACGACCGAAUGGACGUAGACGGGGGAGACGAUGAUUUCGAGGCAGAAGAUCCAUCCAACCUAGCCAUUGAUGACGGGUCACGCAGAAAAGGCAAUGACAGUGACGAGGAGCGGCCCGCCUACACCAGCUCCGCUGGGAUCAAGAAACGCCCGACGGACAUGACUGCCCUCGACACCUACCACGCCGAUGGCCGGCCCACGCGCUACUACACCGGCGAGCUGAAGCGCGGCCAGCGGAUCCAGGUGCUGGACUUCUUUUACGGGCCCGAGGCGGAGGCUGUUGGCGUCGCGAGUUGGUUGCUGAAUCGGUGGGCUGGGUAUGCGGUGCUGCCGAGUAAGUUGCGCGAUGGGCCUGCGCAUCCGGUGCCGAGUCCGUGGCUCGGGGAAGGGUUCAAUGAAGACCAGGAACGCGCUGCGAAGAGCUGGUUUGAGAGACUAAAAGGCACCAAGGGGGUGGCCGAAGCCGAGAGGGAGAUGGGGUCAGUAGAGGCGGAGGGGUACCGAUUGAACCCAGGCGGCCACUUGGUCACCGUGAUCGGGCCGUAUCAGGACCAGAAAGAAGUCGAGAUUCCGCCUUACGAUAGCGUCGUCCUUGGCGAGAUGGGACAAGUCUUGAUGAAGGACGCCGGCGACGAGCAGAAGUCUUCUGGGUGGAUGUUUGAUGUCGGCGGCAUGGUUAUCGGAAUGGACUGGGCCCCGAGAACAGAGGGGGAAUCGCAGAUUCUCUCCCUCGCCGUGGUCCCGCCGACGGACCACCAAAUGGGUCUCGAGGACGCUUACAAUGAGAAGAAGGGUAUCGUUCAGCUGUGGGAGCUUCGCGGGCAAAUGGACAGCGACGGCGUCUCGAGACCUGCCGCACGCCCUGCACGCCUCGCCAGGACGCUUUGCGUCGACUGGGGCAGGGUGAAGAGGCUGAAGUGGUGCCCGGUACCCUUUAGGGAGGAUGGCUCUUCGGGUCUACUUGCACUGCUUUGUGGCGAUGGGCAGGUUCACGUCGUCUCGGUCAAGGAAAUCGGCGACCGAGAAGAGGACGCAUUCACAAAACUCGAAAACUCAGUCGUGUCUCUCGGCGUCUCCUCAGAAACCAACGUGACAGCAAGCUGCUUCGCCUGGGUCAACACAAACCGCAUCGUCUUAGGCCACUCUGACGGCUCCCUCACCCUCUGGUCCAUCUCUCCACGCAUCUGCCUCGCCCGUCAUGACGUCCACUCAACCUACGUGAUGCACCUCGACACAGCCUACCCCUCGGAUCCAUACCUCGUCGCCUCGACUCCGAUCGCAGGCUACACCACCCUCGUCGACCUCUCCGACCCCUCGUGCGAGCGGACCAGCUUCCCCUGCUUCGCCAUCACGCCCCAGCCGAACCUCAUGCAAUGGAGCGACCACCUACGCGGCUUCUUCACCGCCGUGCCGUCCGCGAACCCGCUCAACGCCUCUGUCGGGUUCGUCCACGCGCGGUGGUACGCCGCGCAGGUACGGAAAGUCAUGGACGGUGACCGGCUACCGACGUGUCUUGCCGUCGGCGCGCAGCAUCCGUUUGUGUUGGUGGGGUAUACCGACGGAACGGUGUGGGCUGCGAACCCUUCAAAUCGCAUCUUUGCUUCGAAGCAUCACUUUGGACACAAGAUGAAGGUUCUCGACCACCAGCACAUCCCGCGCGAGAGGCUUGACGAGGAGGCGCUGAAUAGGCAGGAGGGCGGGAGCACAGCGGACCGAUGCCGUGGCGCGUCGAGGAUAUUGCAGGGGUUCCGGCCGGUGCCGAAUGUGAAUCCCAAGGUGGACACGUGGAAGACCAAGGUUGCGAUCAACAAGAAGAAGGACAAGAAGGGCAAGGCCAAGGGGAAGGCUAAAGGGAAGGCAAAGGGGAAGAAGGGUGCUGCGACGGCGGCGGCUGCGGAUGCUGGAGAGGAGGAGGACGCUGAUGUCCAGGGCGGUCAGGAGGAGGUUGAUGGACACUUUGCUGAUCCCGAGCGGGCCGUGAUAUCGGAACCAUUAACGCGGAUUACGACGAUGGCGUGGAAUCCGAACAUGGAGUAUUCGUGCUGGGCGGCGAUUGCGAUGGCGUCUGGCCUGGUGAGGGUCAUUGAUUUAGGGUUGGAAUGCUAG